AUAUCACGUGGAGAUGAACUCGCCUUAAAGUGCCAUCGCACCUAAACCAGCCCAACUCAAUUCCACUGACACGACCCACUCGACUCAUCCCUCUCAUCUCUCUCCCAUCUCCCUCUUUCUUCGUCUUCUUCUUCUCGUACAUCUCUCAAACUCUCUCCCUUUCCACAUGUCUGAAAAAGAGGUCCUCUACGCAAGGCAAGGCGCCGUCGCCACUGUCACCCUCAACCGCCCCAAGCGCGGUAACGCCCUCUCAGGUCCCAUGGUCAGCCAGUUCGUCCAGAUCCUCCAAUCCGCUAUUGACGACCCAGCUGUCCGUGUUAUCGUCGUCACCGGCAAUGGCAAGUACUUUUGCACUGGCAUGGACCUCACCCCUCAGGACGACUCACCCUCGGCCUCAGAUCCUGUUGCUCAAACUCAAGCCAUGUUCACCACCCUGGCCCGCUGCCCGAAACCCACCAUCGCUCGUAUGAACGGCCCAGCUCUCGGAGGCGGCGUCGGCAUUGUCUUUGGCUGCAAUUUCAGGAUCGUCCAUCCAAAUGCCUACUUCAGCAUGCCAGAGGUCCACCGAGGCUUGAUUCCUGCCUUGAUCUCAGAGGUGAUCGUUCCUCAAUUAGGUGCCUUCCGAUCCAAGCAGUACAUGCUUUCGGGCGAACGCGUCUCGGCGCAGGAGGCCUAUCGUGUUGGAUUCGUCACCGCCGUGGCAGAGGAUGAAGACACACUCGACAAAAAGGUCAAAGAGUACGUGGAUCUCCUGGUCCAGUCCGGUCCAGGAGCUAUGCGGGAUGUUAAGCAAUUAGUCGAUGCGGUCGAUCUUCGUGGAGGAGACGACAAAGCGGUUGCAAGCUAUGUUCGCGAAGCGUUUGGAAAAAUGAUCACCUCCGAGGAGGCUGCCCAUGGCAUUGGUGCAUUUGCCAGCCGAGAGAAACCUAACUGGGAUGAGUUUGGUCUCGGUUCAGAAAAGCUAAAGUCCAAGCUGUAGAUGAUCUCACCUCGGUCGCUCCAUAUUUUUUUGUCGCGCCUCGCUCUUACCGGGUGCAUGUAAAAUAAAGAUAAAUUGAAUA
Messenger RNA from Gamsiella multidivaricata, 1061 nucleotides. Its product is annotated as ClpP/crotonase-like domain-containing protein. The record is from RefSeq and is a predicted model, not a curated record. The transcript has a single exon. The coding region runs from base 167 to 979 and encodes 270 amino acids. NCBI's taxonomy places the organism in Eukaryota, Fungi, Mortierellomycota, Mortierellomycetes, Mortierellales, Mortierellaceae.